Molecule: messenger RNA, 1151 nt
Organism: Uranotaenia lowii
Lineage: Eukaryota; Metazoa; Arthropoda; Insecta; Diptera; Culicidae
Exons: 2
Coding region: 607-1143 (178 amino acids)
Source: RefSeq, a predicted model, not a curated record
CAAAAAUAAAAGUUUGCUGAAGUUCGGUAAGUCGUUUUUCGAGCGUGCCCAAAUUUACAAGUGCACAGUAUUGUUCAUAAGACGUAAUUCGAAGUGGUUCAAUCCAAGGAAGAUGUAGAGCAUACCUUAUUAGGUAUCGUUGAACUUCUCUAGGUGGUGUACUCUAAAAGGGAGCCCAUACCUGAGCAACGUACUGCAUUAUGCUUUCUACUUUUCCAGCAAGUAGCUACCGAUACCAUAAAGCGACAAGUUUAAGCGUAUGAAGGUCCUGUGCAGGUAUCAGGAACCCCAAGAGGUUCCCUCCGCACUCAAAUUCACAUCAGUAAACACAAAAUUUAAAUUCAGGAACUCUGCCACGGAUAUUUCUGAUAUCUACCAGAAAGAUUCAUGGCAUAUUCAUAUGAAGUGUUGGAGAAGUUGAAUUGACAAUACUGCUCAGAUCCAGAUCGUGUGAUAUUGAUCUGGAAACAAUUUACGCAUUUCAAAGUGUACCUGUUAAAUAUGUGCAUAGAUAAACGUCACUAUGUUAGGUAGUAAGUUUUUGUCAGAACAUACGUGAGGUAGAAAUUAAAAAUUAGAUUUAGAAUAACCUGAUCAAUCUUCAUAAUGUUGGGCAUGCUCUUACUCGAGAAAUCAUUACAAAUGGAUCAUCUUCAAGCAUCAGUUGCCGGUGACGAACGUUCAUUGUUCAAAAUUUGCAGCAAAAAGCUUGAACAUAUAAAAGGUUACAAAAAGUUGACGCUGGAGAUUAAAUUUAACAAACCGUUCGACGAAAACCAGGUGCAAAAUAUAGUUUUUGCAGAAUGCCUAGCUCGUAUCAAUGCUUUUCAAGAGCUGGUAAAUUACAUAAAAAUGAAUCUUUCAGUACAACCAACGGACCAGCUGCAAAUUGAUUAUUUAUCGCGGAGACCAACGAAACGUUGUAGUACAGGAAUGGUUCAGGCUGAAUAUUUGAAUCACGUUCUCUUGGUGGAAUGCGUUAACGAAAUUCAAACAGCAACCAAACUGUUUCUCGGAGGACAGUUUCGGGUAACUGUAUUCCAGCAAGCUAAAAAGCGUAGUUUUGGAAUGAACAAAUCUGGCAAUGGAAUGUUGUUGAACAUAAGACGAAAAAUUCGAUCUUUUUCUUCCCCUCAAUUAUGACGCAGGCU